Lachancea nothofagi CBS 11611 is the source of this 495-nucleotide messenger RNA. NCBI's taxonomy places the organism in Eukaryota, Fungi, Ascomycota, Saccharomycetes, Saccharomycetales, Saccharomycetaceae. The record is from the annotation of a GenBank genome assembly.
AUGGUACGCCUAAAGAGUAGAUACAUCCUUUUCGAGGUGUUAUAUCCCGAAGCCGAUACGUUAGAUGGCACUUUGAAGGGGCGAGGUAACAAAGAUAUUUUGCUCCAACACCAUAGAGUCAGUCCUGGCCAGAUCACAACGAAAACCAUUAUAUAUGAGCUGCGAAGAGUUUUACAAUUCAACUUUGGUGAUUAUGGUGCUGGCAAAGUCAAUUCCUUGUUGCAAGUCAAAUACUUUUCAAACCGGACAUCGACAGGUAUCAUACGAUGCAGUAGGGAGGACUAUGAACUCGUCAUCAUAGCGCUUAUGCUCAUGAACAAAUUAGACGAAGUUGAAGGCCUAAUCAUAAACCCUGUCAAGGUAAGUGGUACUAUAAAAAGGAUAGAGCAACAUGCCAUUAGGAGAAAUGAAAGACUACUAGCUAUUAUUCAUGACAACAAGGAAAGAGCGACAGAACAUUUCGAUAGUAUAAGCGACGAUGACACUGAAGAUUGA